This is a messenger RNA of Cotesia congregata, 297 nucleotides long. The record is from the annotation of a GenBank genome assembly. Lineage: Eukaryota; Metazoa; Arthropoda; Insecta; Hymenoptera; Braconidae.
AUGGGAAAAAGUUGUAUUGUGAAAAGUUGUCCUAGUGGACGCAAACUAAAAACUACAAAAAACGAUUCGUCUCAGCGUCUGUCUUUUUCCAACCUUCUGUACACACCGGCAAGAUUAGACAAGUGGCAAAAGUGUUUGGGUAUUAAAUUAAAAGCCACUAAUAAUAUUUGCCAUCUUCAUUUUAAAGAAGAACAUAUAAAAUUGUACGACAAGUUUAUCAUUAAUGGAGAGGUCAAGAUUUUUCAAACAGUGAAAAAAAAGCUAAAACCUGAAGCAGGAAUUCCAGGUACAAUAUAA